Haliotis rubra (blacklip abalone) is the source of this 3116-nucleotide messenger RNA. Its product is annotated as prolyl 3-hydroxylase 1-like. Gene Ontology annotation, cellular component: endoplasmic reticulum. The transcript has 18 exons. NCBI's taxonomy places the organism in Eukaryota, Metazoa, Mollusca, Gastropoda, Lepetellida, Haliotidae. The coding region runs from base 37 to 2799 and encodes 920 amino acids. The record is from RefSeq and is a predicted model, not a curated record. Gene Ontology annotation, molecular function: L-ascorbic acid binding; procollagen-proline 3-dioxygenase activity; protein binding. Gene Ontology annotation, biological process: collagen metabolic process.
ACCGGUUUGACGGUGAAGUUGCGGGAAGUUUCCAAAAUGGCAUCCCCUCGUGUCACGUACGCCGCAACAGGGAAGGAGUGUUGUCCCAGCUGCAGCACAACUAUGGCACGGAAUAUCAUAUUGAUGGCAUUUUUCCCUUUCAUCAUAGCGACAGAGACAACAGUGUAUAACAGACCAAAGGAAACUUUCGCUUCUCUGUACUCAACGGGUGUUGAAGCUUACAAUGAUCAGACCUGGUUCUUGUGUGCGAGUUCCUUGGAGAACGCAAUUAAAGAUUAUAGAUUUUAUAAAGAUACCGUGAUUGACUGUCGGAUUCAGUGCAAAAAGAGCACAACAAUUCGAGAAGUCACACCAGAAAUGGUGGAAUUUUCUGUUUUUGAGAGAAUGAUAGAAAAUUCCGAUUGUAUAAGAAGAUGCAAAAGGGAUAAGUUCGGCGAGAAAGUCUACCCAGACCCACGGGAUAGGAUAUUUACAACAUUCCAGGGGAGAAAACCAUACGAAUACUUGCAGUUUUGUUGGUUUCAGCUUGACCGCCUCCAGGAUGCUGCAUCAGCUGCCUACACAUUCUACCUGACCAACCCGGACCAUGAGGACAUGGUCAGCAACAUUCGCUACUACAAGGAUAAGGCUGGCAUCCAUGAGAAUGACUUCCUUGAUCUUGAACUCAAACCAUAUAAGGAAGCUUAUGUCAGAGGGUUGAUGGCCUACAACAGCGAUGACUGGGAAGGGGUUAAAACCAACAUGGAGCUGGCCAUCACUGAGUUUUACCAUGAGGAGGAAAGGUGUCGUGCAGAGUGUGAAAACAUCUACGAAUCUGCUCGACCCCUGGAGUUUGUCAGUGCUGUGGCAGACCACUAUCUGUCUGUGUUGGAGUGUCAACACAGCUGUGAAAGGAAACUGAGCAGAAUAUUCACUGAGGAAAUUGGAGACUACGUGGCUGACCACUUUCACUACCUACAGUUUGCCUACUACAAGUUGAAGAAUGAUGAUAAGUCCAUGGAGGCUGCAGCAACUUUCCUCCUGUUUCAACCUGGUGAUGAGACGAUGCAGAGGAACAAAGGCUUCUACCUACAGAAAGGGUAUGCAGAGAAGGACUUCAAGCUGAGAGAACAAGCCGUUAUUUAUCUGGAUAGGAAACAUCAGAUGGAGAGGAUACUUGACUUUUCACAAACAAAUUAUUUGAAAGAUACAAGCGACUUGGUGAAGCCUCUGGAUGAGGAAAGUGAAGUAAAGGCAACAAAUGAAGAGAAGCAAAGCGGCUACUGGAUGAAACAGUAUGAGAGAAUUGGGCUGAAGCUUGUUUCCCAUGGAGACCAACUGAAAGGGGAAAAGAGGUUUGCAGCUGAUGGCUUCUUGAGGAAAGAGCAGUGCUUUGAAAUUAUCAGUCUAGUCCAUGAUAAGAAAGCAAAUCAGUAUGGAGCCAAAGUGGUGACAAUGACUGAUGCCGUACAGAUGCUGGAAAAAGAAGAUUUGAAUAGUGAGGUCUCAUUACGUCUCCUGCUUCGUAUUGCUGAGACAACUCGCCACUAUUUAAUGAAGUAUUACAGUUUGACAAGGCUGUUCUUCAAACAUACAUCUGUAGUCUGUUGGGGUCCUGAGACAGGACUUGAUGCAUCUUCCUUUGAAGGCUGUAUACCCCAGGAGGAUGGAUCAUGUAUAGAAGAACUGCCGUCCAACAUCGGUGAUGAGGAAUACAUUGGAGUGACAUACCUCUCUGAUAUCCCUGCUGAUGAAGGAUCAAACAUAUACUUCAUGUCACCUGACAAGAAAACCGAGAGCAAAGUUGGUAUGAAGUGUGGGAGGCUGGUUGCAUUUGAGAGCAGUGACCAUCAUGGUGUUAGCAUCCCGUACAGUGAGCAGCGAUGUGCGUUGGUCAUCCGGUACACCACAGAUCCCACCAAGGAUGACCAAGCCUAUAUUGAGACCAUCAAGACCCUGCACAAUAUGGAUGUUAAAUACCUGAGGAGUGACAGUAACACUCAACAGCACACCUUAGAAGAUUUGAAAAAAAGUGGGAUAUCUAUAACCAAGGACGGUGCUGACAUGAAGGGAGGGGAGCGAGUGAUGGCCGACGGGCUAGCCAAGGAUGAAGAGUGCCAGACCUUGACCAACCUGGUCCUGACGGGUGCUUUAGUCGGUGAUGGGUACGAGCAUCUUCCCACUAAGCCAUCAGUUAUCUCCCCUCACACAGAGCAUGAGAUGUUCCAGGGCCUCACAGUUUACCGUGCAGCCAAGUUGGCCAACUCGGAGAAGGUGAGCUACGCUGCCGUGGAGCUUUUUGUGGACCUGAGUGAGCGCAGUCGUCUGUUCACAGAGAAAUACUUCAAUGUGACAAAGCCUCUGUACUUUGACUUCACACACCUUGUUUGUCGGUCAGCCAUCGAUGACAGUAACCUUGACCGCUCGGACCUGAGUCACCCUGUCCAUGCGGACAACUGUAUGCUAAAGCCUGAUGGUUCCUGUCCCAAGGAGUUUCCUGCUUAUAUUCAGAGGGAUUAUAGUGCAAUUCUCUACUUAAACCAUGAGUUUGAGGGUGGUGAGUUUUUCUUUGCUCACAAGAAUAAAUCUGCACAGGUGAAUGUCAGUCCCAAGUGUGGGCGGCUUGUCAGCUUUAAUGCUGGUGAGUUUCAUGGGGUUAAGGCUGUUGUCAAGGGCACCAGAUGUGCCUUAGCAUUGUGGUUCACAACCAACCCACAGUUUAAGGAACUCGCACAUCUACAAGCUCUCAAGAUUCUGGCCACAAAGCGGAAGGAGAGAGAACAAAAGAACCAGAAAGAAUUCUCCAAGACUGAAUUAUAGCCAAUAAUUAUUUCCAGUUAUUUAAAAUAAUGAUGAUUGUUCAAAUGUUCACAGGUUAUUAUUUAUGGAAGUCAUUCAUCUGAAGGCUCAUAUAAUACUGAACAUGUUUGAAAGACAUUCACAUUGUGUCUCGUCAUUCAACUGUACAAACCACCAUGUUUCAGUGUCUGUACUAUAUAUCAGGCAUUGAAUUUCAUUCACCAUUCAACUACAUGUGGACAUAGAUUCUUAAACUAUCAGGUGAUGAUGUAUUACCCAGUUAUCUAAGAUUGUUACUGUCUGAGAGGUUUGGUCCUCACCACCCACAUUGAUAGAAA